Paralichthys olivaceus (Japanese flounder) is the source of this 5682-nucleotide messenger RNA. It is a transcript of the gene sack1ha, whose product is annotated as family with sequence similarity 83 member Ha. NCBI's taxonomy places the organism in Eukaryota, Metazoa, Chordata, Actinopteri, Pleuronectiformes, Paralichthyidae. Gene Ontology annotation, cellular component: keratin filament. Gene Ontology annotation, molecular function: protein kinase binding; keratin filament binding. Gene Ontology annotation, biological process: positive regulation of cell migration; protein localization to cytoskeleton; intermediate filament cytoskeleton organization. The record is from RefSeq and is a predicted model, not a curated record.
GUCCCUGGUGGACUCGAGGCGCGACGCCACCGCGGAGGAGGAAAAAUAAAACAUGGAGGAAGAGACCAGAUGAGAUGACGGGUCUGAACUUUGAUCGAGUUGAAGAUUGAUAUUAUCACUGAGCUCUGUGACGCGACACAUCUGUGGAAACAAAGGGAGGAGCCGCACCCAUGAUCAUCUGUCCUGUGGUCAGAUUCCUCUGCUUCACCCUGAGCUGCUGCUGCGAGUCCGAUCACUGAGAUACGAGCUGGAAUCCGCAGAUCUGAUCAGGUUUCCAGUAUGGCACGACGCUCUCAGUGUUCCUCUGCUGGGGAUAAUCCCCUGGACCCCAACUACCUCCCUCCUCACUAUCGGGAAGAGUACCGCAUAGCUAUCGACGCACUGGUUGAGGAGGAUUUGGAGGGAUACUAUAAGUUCCUCCAGUUUGUCGAUGUGGUGGACUUCCUGUCCACGCCUGAGAUUCAGUACAUCCAGGGAUCUGUUCAGGCCCCUCAUCAGAGCCACCACCCUGAACAACCCGUCCUGGAGACCGGGGCAGAUGGCUCCUCAGACACUUACUGGCCGAUUCACUCGGACCUGGAAGUCCCGGGUCUGGACCUCGGCUGGCCUCAGUUGCAUCACUUCAUCGGGCCCACGGAGAUCACCACACUGGUCAGCCCCCCUGAGCCUGACAUGCCGAGCAUCAAGGAGCAGGCCCGGCGACUUAUCAAGAACGCUCAGCAGGUCAUUGCUGUGGUGAUGGACAUGUUUACUGAUGUUGACAUAUUUGCGGAUAUUCUCAAUGCUGCCAUGAGGAAUGUUGCCGUCUACAUCAUUUUAGAUGAGCAGAACACACAUCACUUCGUCAACAUGGUGACCAACUGCAGGGUCGAUCUACAGAGCAUUCAGUUUUUACGUGUGAGGACAGUGUCCGGCGUCACCUAUCACUGUCGCUCAGGGAAAUCCUUCAAAGGUCAGAUGAUGAAUCGCUUCCUGUUGACAGACUGCAGGGCUGUGCUGAGUGGAAACUACAGCUUCAUGUGGUCUUUUGAGAAGCUUCACCGCUCUAUGGCGCACCUUUUCCUAGGAAAGCUGGUGUCAACCUUUGAUGAAGAGUUUCGGAUUCUGUUUGCUCAGUCUCAGCCGCUGAUGCUUGAAAAUGUGCCUGCUGCAAUGGAAGAUUUUGGCCAAUCACAAAAGAGGCAAUAUCUAAGUGAAAGAACUGCACUGCUCAGAGAGCCCAGGAAAUUUCUAUCGCUGGACACCAGUCAUCCAGAGGAACGGACGAGACAUUCCUUUGAUGAACGAAUGAACGUUGACCGAAGAAUGAUGCCGUUCAAAAGACAGGAAGCCCUGCACGGCUCUCCAGAUGUGUACGGUAGAUUUUCCCCCCAGCAACCUCGCAAGGAUCUGCCUUAUGACCAGGGCCCCUCCAGAAUAACCAUGCUUGACAGUUCUGCUUUCAAACGUCACAGUUACGCUGAAGGUGUUCAGGGUCGUUUCUCUUACCCAUUCCUGCAGCAACAGGGGGUGCAGGAGCCUGAGAACCAGGGAAGGCAGUUUCACAGGGGGCAGCAGCCCUACCCAGCGCCUAUAACAGGACCAGAAGCAGAUUACAGUGCCUAUGACAAGUUCUGGGAUCAAGACUUUCAUUCAGCAGAUCAAUACUCUGAACCUGUUAUUUCACAAGAGAUGCAACCACCUGAUAGCUUUGACCCCGUGCUUAACUAUUUAUCAUCUACCAGAAAUGUGGACUUCGACCAGAGCUCGGACAAAUUAGUACCUUCAGCAGAUUUACCGUUUAGUUCACCUCACCCUAGAAGACAGAGUUUAGGUCAGCUAUAUGCUUGUCAAACGUCCCCCCCCCCCUCAAAUCCAACAGAUCAGAAGCAGUUUUUCCAGGAGCCUUACACUGACCGCAAGGACCCCACGGUGAAACGAGGGCUGAGAAGCUGGAGGAUUAGCUCAUACCUCAGUGCAUGUGAUAAUCCAGGAGAUGAAGGCCUGCCUACGGCACCACCUCAGGGACCAGAUCCUUUCGAAGAGACAUCAAACCCAAUACAGCAAACAGCUACAGGCGUAGAUUUAACAUUUCCUAAAAUCCCUAACGUCAGAGAGUUUCGGGUACCUGCAAUACCCAGGGCAAGUCAGAUGCCAAGUUAUGCCAAAACCACUGUGCGAGAGCAGCCAAAAAAAGUGCCAGAUGAACCUCCUGUAGUGGCAGCAGAAACCAAAACAACACCAACACCUUCAGAGUCAUCGUCCACAGCAGAAGUGGAGAAGGCAGAGGAAGUGGAACUGAAAGAGCCCAAAAUCACCGGUCUUCAAAGGGAUGAGUCAUUCCGGAGGAAGUACAACGCUGCAGCACCAAGGAGCUCCAGGUUACGAUCCUCUCUGAUAUUCAGCUCACUUGAGCAGCAGCAUGCUCCUCAAGAUACCAAAACCGCUCAAGGGCAACAGGAUGAGAAAAGUGACACAAACGAAGCAGAACAGACAAAACUGCCUUUUUUUUCACAGGUUUUGGGAAAAAGGCGAGAACCUUUGGAAUGGACACGUUACAUAAAGUCGCACACUAUUGAUAACUCGACCACAGAAACAUCCAAGACAGAAGAUAAAGAUCCAUCAAAGAUAAAAGAUUCAAAUGAUCUUUCAGGAAACAGUACAGGGGAGUCAUUAAAACUACCGGAUGUCGAGCAAGAUAAUUCUUCACCAUCAAUUUCUCAAUCCAAGCCUCCUGAAGCUGAGCUUCCCCAACCUGAUCCACCAGCACAAGCACCCAAAUCUUUGCUCAGCACUCCAGCAUAUAUAGAUAUGAAUGAUCCUGAUGCAAGGUUCAUGUUUUUCAAAGAGCUGGCAGCAAAGCGCAGAGCAGAAAAGGCUGCAGAGGCCGAAAAGAGCAAAGAAAAGGCUCAAAUGAAACCAACUGAUCUCAAAAACAAGACCAGUGAUAAAAAGGAGGAACCUGUUCCAAAAGCCUCUCCAGAAAAGAUGGCUAAUACGUCACCAUCUGGGGAUUCAUCUGAAAAAACCAGUACUCCAGCAUCAUCUUUGUUUGAUGCUGCAGAGACUGAAUCUCCUCUUGAAGACUCAAAGCUGUCAAAACCUACUGUAACAGAGAGUAGCUUAAGUAAUCCACCUACAUCAACAAACAGUGCCCCUGCUGAUGUUUCCUCUCCUGCACAGGGUACAGAUAAACAUGAAAUCUCAAGCUGUGAUUCUAUCCCAAAGGAGUCCAGUUCUCUCACUCCCAGCUCAGUGGAGGUACCAGCUGCAUUGGAUUCUAAAACACAGAUACCUGAAUCAGUACAGGUUUCACCUGCACCGCUAUCCAAACAACCGACUGGAUCAGAAAUGAGUUCUUCUCUCCCGUCAGUUCAAAGCUCUUCCUCUGAUCCCCUCCUGUCAGAUUCUGGUGCACAGAUCAGUCCAAGUCAUCCAACCAAAUCACAAAUGGUUGAAGAAGCCACUGCAGAAUCAACACCCUCUGAGUCUGCGGAGUCUGUUUCCCUGUUGAAGUCAUCUGAGACCCUUUCAGCAAAGGAUUCUGCAAAUUUAGAAUCGGAAAUGUCUGAAAACUCUUGUGCUCCCACACCUCCAGAAAAAGGUGUAGUUAAUUCAGAAACUGCUGCAGAGAAGUCUGAGGUUCUUGCAUCACCAGAGGAAGUCAAAUCUGAUGGCGCACCUCCAAGUCCUAAUCCAUCACCCAAAUCAGCUCUAACUAAUGUAUCUGAUCGGGAAAGCUCCACUUCCAGCCCUGAUCAAAUUAAGACUAUUUCUCUCAACCUCCUGCCUGAUGCCCCAUCAGAAACAUGCUCUCCCGUCAAUCCAGAAAUCACUGCUGAUGCUUCCCAGUCCACAUCAAAAGCAUCUCCACAAGAUGCACUGACGCAAGCAACCCCACCAUCUGAACUUGACCUGACAGGAUCUGUCACUCCUACUCCUGUUGAAACACCAUCAGCUUCCUCUCCUCUAAGUGAGUCGGCUGGGGCAGUUUUGUCCCCUGAGGCUGAAAAAGCAGAAACCAACAUGUCCUCAUGCAGCCCCACAGACACACUCUUUCUCCCCAAGCAGGUUGUUACAGACUUAAAUGAUACUCCAGGAUCGUCUAGCCCAACUGAGCCUACCUCAAAUAUCCCUCCAGAGCCUUCACCUGAAUCUGUGAGUUCAGAAAGUCAACCUUCAGAGCCACUUGAACCUACUGAAAAGAGUAAAGUAGAUCAACAGAGAGAAAUUAGCAAAGAGCCUGACUUGCCUGACCCUGUUGAGAAAAAAGCUGAGGACGUCGAGGCCACAAACAAAGUCAAUAAAGGUACAACACAGGAGUCUGUCAGAAGUGAAAAGACAAAUGAACAACUGAGCCAAAACAACUGCUCGGAAGUGGCAGAGACCAUAACAACCGAAGCCGUUCCUCCGUCACAACAGUCCAAGCAGCAGAAAUCCAGCCAGUCUCGCUACCAGUCAUCAACUGCCAACGUGCUCGCAAGCAGCAACCUCCGAGACGACACAAAGCUGCUCCUGGAGCAGAUUUCUGCCAACAGCCAGAGCAGGAACGAGGCCACCAAAGAGGCUCCUGUCACCGACGACGAGAAAGAAGAUGAAGCUGACAAAAACGCCAAGCGGGAGAAAGAGAGAGGGAUCAGGACGCUGAACAGAGGAGAGCCCAAGUCAACACAGGAGAAGGAGAAGCUGCUGGAGAGGAUCCAGAGCAUGAGGAAGGAGAGGAAAGUUUAUAGUCGAUUUGAGAUGGCACCCUAACUGCUAUCCAAAGAUUGUUGAAGAGAAUAAAGUAGAAAGAAGGUGAACUCUUAGAAAGUGUGAAUGAUGACCGAGACAUUUUCUCACCAAAAACACAAACUUUCCAAUGUUGAAACUGAUACUAAAGAAAACAAUCCUGCUGCCACAUGACAUGAACCAAAGGACAACUUACUCUGGGUGAUGCAACACUUUGUUACCAGUGUGAAAAGUACAUGGACUGAGAAUGUGUGUGAUCAAAUAUAUUUUACUGACUGCAUGGGUAAAGUGCAAUGCCUGUCCUUGCCUAUUUUUUUUAUUUUUAUUUUUUACAGCACUGACAAGUGUCAGCUGUUUUUUAGAGUAAAUGUAAUGUUUAAGUAUAUUGGUGAUUUUAAGUUGGUAAAACUGUAACACACCGUUGUGUGAAUGAUAGUAUUUCUCUAUCAUGUUAAACAAAGGAUGGUGAUUAUGACAUGUAAUUGUGGAUCUGUAAACCCAUAUCCAUGACAGGUGGUUAUUGUUCUGAUGUAAAUAAACUGUAACUUAAAUUCUUUGUCACCUGACCCUUGAAGCAGAAUACCACCUGCAGCAUCACUGUGUCUUAAAAUCUGCUUGUUCAGCCAAAGCACCCAAAGUAUUUGUUACAUAGGAAAUUAAAUUAAUUUUGAUUUGAUGAUUAGAUGAUUUGUGAAACAAACACAAAAGUGAAAAUGUAACUUUUGGCCAAAGCUACCUCAAAACAUGAGGUUACGUUUUGUAAUGUGCUGCAACCAACUCUUUUCUUGACCCUGUGAUUUUUCUUAAUGAAAGCUGUCUUAACUUACCUGAAGUUCUGAAAUCUGCUCAGAAUUGACACGACAGUAUGUAGAGCGCAACAGUUACACACUUGUGAGUGAGUGUGAAUGAUUUAUGAUGCCUGACUCAUGAUGCCUGUCCUCAGCAAUAUUUGUCAUUUGUAAAUAAAAUGUU